AUGGCUGAUCUGGUUGAGAAAAUCACAUGGAUUGAAGGGGAGAAUCGUAAAGAUUGUGUCUCGGAUGAGAUCAAGGAGCGCUACCUCGCAUUCGACGGGUCUUGGAAAUAUGAAUUUCCGCAUGUCGGACCGCAAUUCUGGUUAUAUAAAGACCAUCUGGGAAAGAUUAUUCAACGUGAAGAAGCUGAAGCGGCACGGGAGCUGGACAAGCGACGAGAAGUCUAUUUGAAAGACUUCGAAGAGUACGGUUACAGUCGGUACCGGAAAACUUGGCACGAUGUAUUGUGCCGUGCUCAGGGGGUGGAGUCUUUGAGAUUGAUCCAGCAAGGAAAGCUGAGUCACCUGCUCGAGGAAAGUGAGUUCGCUUGUCAUCAUGGGAAGAAGUCUGCCGACCAGGUGUUUACAGUGUUUCACAUUUUUGAUGCUAAUUGGGCAUAUUUCAUCGACUUUCACCAUGAAAAGAUGGAAGUUUGGUCAGAAGGCAUGCUGGUGAGGGAGGUCACGUUUGAUAUGCUUCGAGGCAACCCAGAUUGUAUGCGCGAUUUCAAUUGGUUUAAGAUGCGCGAUACCGAUUGGUAUGAGAUGCCCGAUACCCAUUGGUAUCAUAAGGACGACGAUCGCGACGAGGAUGUCUUCUAA
Cryptococcus wingfieldii CBS 7118 is the source of this 639-nucleotide messenger RNA. RefSeq lists its product as hypothetical. The transcript has 2 exons. The record is from RefSeq and is a predicted model, not a curated record. Lineage: Eukaryota; Fungi; Basidiomycota; Tremellomycetes; Tremellales; Cryptococcaceae. The coding region runs from base 1 to 639 and encodes 212 amino acids.